Molecule: messenger RNA, 2096 nt
Organism: Arabidopsis thaliana (thale cress)
Lineage: Eukaryota; Viridiplantae; Streptophyta; Magnoliopsida; Brassicales; Brassicaceae
Exons: 1
Coding region: 146-1897 (583 amino acids)
Source: RefSeq, marked reviewed
AUUUUACAUAUACCUUACUAAAACACUCUUUGACUAAAAAACUUAAAACUAUAAUAGUACCUAUCUUGGGGAACAUAGAGGUUGAAGGUUACACACACCUAAAUCCUAAAUGUUGCAAUCUAUUGUUAACUAAAGAAAGAGUAGAAUGCAUUCAUCUAUUGGAAAAGCCUUUGAACUUUUCUGUUUUCUUGUUAUUUUAAUUGUUAACCAUGUGUGUUGGAUCCAGGCACAAGGCAACUCCGAUGUGAAUUCUACAGCAGUGAGCAGAUCUACGGAUACAUUUCUUUCUUCUACAAGCUUACCUGUGGAGACAGCCUUCACGUUUCCAUCGGCUUUACCUGUCAUCCCUUCGGGUGGUGGAAAUUUUGGGAAAGGAAGGAUAGAUCUCGGAGGUCUUGAGGUGAUCCAAGUCUCCAUCUCAACCUCAACAUCACAAAGAGUAUGGAGGACAUACGAGGGAGGUCCCGACAACAUGGGGCUCUCUAUCUUCCAACCAAUCAAUCUUCCUCCCAGCUUCUCCACUCUUGGCUUCUAUGGGCAACCCAACAACCGCCUGCUUUUUGGGUGGGUUCUUGCUGCAAGAGACGUGUCUGGAAAUAGCUUGAGGCCACCCGUUGACUACAUUCAAGUCAUAAACACUACAUCAAUGAAUAUCAACCAAGAAGGGGCUGCUUUUUUUUGGCAGCCCCUAUGUCCCAAUGGAUAUCAAGCGGUUGGUCUAUAUGUCACUACUUCUCCUAUAAAGCCAUCUUUAAGUCAAGAAUCUAUAAGCUGCGUUCGAUCCGAUCUUACGGAACAGAGUGAAACCGAUACAUGGGUUUGGGGGACAGAAGAAAUGACUCUGUCUAGUUUGAGACCGGCCAACAGAGGAACAGAAGCAACAGGUGUACACACAGGGACAUUCAGCUGCCAGCCAUUGAACAUCCCUCCUCCCCCUCCUCUGUUUUGCUUGAAAAACACAAAAUUUGACUUGUCUAGCAUGCCAAGCCAUAAUCAAACUACCGUUUUGUUUCAAUCGUAUUCUCCUUGGAUAUAUUUGCAUCCAGAUGAAGAUUUUAUUUCUUCCUCUGUCGACUGGUUUUUCUCCAAUGGUGCCCUGUUAUUCCAGAAAGGCAACGAAUCCAACCCCGUCCCUGUGCAACCGGACGGUUCAAACCUUCCGCAGGGCGGUUCGGAUGAUGGUUUAUUCUGGUUAGACUAUCCGGCUGAUAAGAACGCAAAGGAAUGGGUUAAGAGGGGAGACUUAGGACACACGAAAGUGUAUCUACACAUCAAACCAAUGUUUGGAGGCACUUUCACUGACAUUGUCGUGUGGAUAUUCUACCCUUUCAACGGUAACGCCCGCCUCAAGUUUUUAUUCUUCAAGAGCCUGUCGCUGGGGGAUAUCGGCGAACAUAUUGGAGACUGGGAACAUGUUACGUUGCGCAUCAGCAACUUCAACGGAGAGUUAUGGCGAGCAUACUUCUCUGAGCACAGUGGGGGAACUCUAGUGGAGGCAUGCGAUCUUGAGUUUCAAGGUGGAAACAAACUUGUGAGCUACUCGUCUCUUCACGGACACGCAAUGUUUUCAAAACCAGGACUUGUGUUGCAAGGCGAUGACGGAAACGGCAUAAGGAACGACAUGGCAAGAAGUAACAAAUUCUUUGACGCAGGUGUUGCUUAUGAGCUGGUUGCAGGACCGGGGAUUCAGGAGCCACCGUGGCUCAACUAUUUCAGGAAAUGGGGACCACUUGUCCCACAUGACAUUCAAAAGAACCUUGAAGGUAUCGCAAAGUCAUUGCCGGGACUUUUGCGGAAAAAAUUCAGAAAUCUGAUUAACAAAAUCCCUCGUGAAGUGCUUGAAGAAGAUGGUCCCACUGGACCCAAAGUCAAAAGGUCUUGGACCGGUGAUGACUAAUUUUUCAUUCAUGUCUGAUUAAGGUUAACAAUUUAUUACAAUUGGGUACACUUUUCUUUAUUUAGUUAUUACAUAUUACAUCUCAGUUUUUGCCCAAAAAAAAAAAGUUAUUACAUCUCAUUUUUUCAAGAAUUAAAGAUUGGCAUAAGUGUUUUUUAAAAAGGACUCGAACCCAAAAAUAAUAAUUAAUAUUAUAUGG